CACACAACAAAUACUGUAUGCACAUUAACAUGGGCAUGCACAAAAUUACACACAUCCCUCGCACAUAUAUAACCACUCACACCACAGUUGCACAUGUAUAAAUAUGCACAGAUAAUCAUGAACAUUCAGAAAUGCCUUCACACAUUCAUACAUAGGUACGAACACAUGUCAUAGCAAAGCCUUUGCAUGUGCGCACACACACACACACAAAUCCACACUCAUAUGUGUAUUCAUGCAUAGGCACACGCACACACACACCAACACACACAUGCACGCAUGCACACAAAUCCACACACUCACAUUGCAGCACGGUAGCACAGCGGUAGAGUUGCUGCCUUACAGUGGCAGAGACCUGGGUUCGAUCCUGACUAUGGGUGCUGUCUGUACAAAGUUUGUAUGUUCUCCCCGUGACCGUAAGGGUUUCCUCUGCAUGCGCUAGUUUCCUCAUAAACUCCAAAGAUGUGCAGGUUUGUAGGUUGAUUGGCUUCUGUAGAUUGCCCCUGGUGUGUAGAAUGUGAAACUGGGAUAACAUUGAACUAGCGUAUGGGUGAUCGUUGGUCAGCGUGGACUGCGUAGGUCAGCGUGGAGUCGGUAGGCUGAAGGGCCUGUUUCCACGUUGUAACCCUAAACUAAACUAAACUAUACUAAACUAAACUAAAUGUAAGAUGGACACAAAAAGCUGGAGUAACUCAGCAUCUCUGGAGAGAAGGAAUGGGUGACGUUUCAGGUCGAGACCCUCCUUCAGGGUACAUAUGUAUGGACACGUGUACUUCAGGGUACAUGUGUCCAUACAUAUGCACAUACACACGUACACAUGUACACACACACACAAGAAUGUGCAUACUUGCUGAUGAACAUUCUGCAUACAGAAGCAUCGACAUUUAGCGUAACAUACACACUCACAUUGUAGGUGUGGUGCGUGGUGAGGGAUGCCGCUGAACAAUGAUAGGGACUGGGAACGCUGGUGGCUGGUGGACCAAUGAAGUACAAUAAAUGUCCACUUUUACAAUUUCAAUUUUAAACCAGCUGCUUCUCUCACCCUGGCACUGGCCCAAGGACCAGAUGUGGGUUGUCCUGUUACCAAGUAGCCACAAGUUGUGGGCUUACUAUAACACCGCCCAGUGAUGCAGAGACAGAUUUCUCCACAAUGGCCCUGCACAUAAUUACUGAGUAACUUCACUAACCUCUGCUUAGGGAGCUCCACUGAAAUCUCACACUAGGAACACAUUCGCAGCAAAAAAUGUUCGAGUAAAACUGAGACACGCUUGUUCAAUGAAGUACAAUCAAUCACCACUUUUACAACUUAAAUUCUUAAUCAGUUGCUCAAAGCUCCUCUAUUGUUGAGACAUCGUGGUAGGAAUGGAAAGAGUUGGGGGUGGCUAGGACACACUGGCUAACUCAAUCUGGAACUGUACUUAUUGAAGAUAGGCACAAGAUGCUGGAGUAACUUAGCAGAACAGGCAGAAUCUCCGGAGAGAAGGAAUGGGAGACAUUUCGGGUCAGGGAGAGGGACUCAUAGAGAUAUGGAAGGGAAGGGUGUGAAAAUGUAGGAUCAAAGCAGAUGGUGAUCAAGAAAAGGUAGAAGGGUUCAUUGUUAGAUGAAGGGUGGGCGACAACGAGGCAUACAAUCAGUAAAAUUAAUCAGGAUAGUGAAGCUAGUCGGAGAACUAGGAUGGGGAGGGACGGAGAGAGAGGGAAAGCAAGGGUUACUUGAAGUUAGAGAAGUUAGUGUUCAUAAUGCUGGGUUGUAAACUGCCGAAGCAAAAUAUGAAGUGCUGUUCCUCCAAUUUGCAUUGGGCCUCACUCUGACAGUGGAGGAGGCCCAGGGCAGAAAGGUCAGUGUGGGAAUGGGAGGGGGAGUUGAAGUGUUUAGCAACCGGGAGAUAACAUAGGCCUCGGCAAACUGAGUGGAGGUGUUGAGCGAAACGAUCGCCGGGCCUGUACUUGGCCUCGCCGAUAUAUAGGAAUAUUAUGACAUUAUUCUUUGAUUUAAGAAGGACCCUGGUAUAAAACCUGGGUGUAUAUAUAACAUUUUCACAUCGCCAAACAUUCUAGUAGUUGGUUAGUUACUUGUUCCUACACCUUCUCCCUCACAUGAAUAUGCAGGGAAUGGAGGGAUAUGGAUUGUGUGAAGGUUGAAAAGAUUAGUUUAAAGGGCCUGUCCCACUCUACGAGGUAAUUCAAGAGUUCUCCCGAGUUUCCCCUGAUUCGAACUCGGAGAAUUAUGGUAAUAGCCGCUCGUAGGUACUUGAGGCUCUCGUGGACAUUUUUCAAAAUCUUCACGAGCUUACCGCGUCUCCCGAGUACCUGCCGUUAGUGUUACGAGCUGCUAAGAGACAUCCCGAGCUCCGAUGUACCCGCUACGUACCUUCUACGUGCUUACCACGAGUUUGAUUUGUUUUUUUAAACUCGGGAGAGCUCUUGGGUAAACGCGUAUAGUGGGACAGGCCUUUAUCUUGGCAUCAUGUUCGGCACGGACAUUGUGGGCUGAAGGGUCUGUUCCUGUGCUGUACAUGUCGUCUUUCUUACAGUUUGGCUUUCUUCCCAACCAAUUGUUCAAGCGCUUUUGAUUGCAACAUGCGCCUUAAUUUAGUUCAACAAAGAAACUGACAAGUUACUAACGAAGGGUCUGUUCCUGUGUUCUAUAAUCUGAACCUUCUGAGUUUUGCUUCCCCCUGUCUGAGAAUCCGUCAUGAGGGCAUCCCCUGUGUGAAAGCCAGACUAGCUAAGAAUCAUUCUCUCUCUGAGUGCAUUGCUUUCUAAUUUUCCUUUGCAUCUGCUUCCCCCACGACAAUCCAGUCCAGCUUGUUAACUCGGGUGGAGAAUUGCUAACAGAGAAUCACAAAGGACACCAGCCAUUUCUAUUCCGAUAUGACUUGCAUCGCCUUCUGCUGAAACAUUCAAAAUAUGCAUCAUGUUUACAGUGCCCUUCUGACCUCAGCUCAUCACAAAGUGCUUCAUAACCAACAGAGUGGGCAAAAGGUGUCAACAGAACUCUGUUCCAGCAAAUCUUGCAGGAAAACCUGUGAAGAGACAGUUGAAUCGGUGCCAAAGGAUUUGGCCACUGUUUUCUUUGGUUUAGACACAGUAACUACACCUCACACAUGGAAAUGGUUAGCAAUGGAAAAAAAAAAAAACGCUGGUGCAUAUCCAAGCUCGCCUUGAAUGCGAGAAAUAUUUGCAAGUGAGGAAGUCUACUUUCUGAGAAAAAAGAGUUCAUAGACGGUUUCUGAUUAGUUUCGGUUGUUUUGGCACAGUUGUGUGUAUCUGUGCUGCAUCUGUGUUUAACCUCUGGGAUUUAUUUAGCCUGUGGGGUCACCUCAUGUUGUGCAACAGCUGUGAUUAAAAAAUACAUCCAAGAUCAUUUGGGAAGCAAAACAUUUUCAGUUCUCUCGCAUUGCCGGACGGAGCGGAACACUCUGCUGAAAACUAAAAACGACUGGCUAGUCUCCUUGGACAAAGUGGGAUUGCUGAUCACUUCAGGAGAAAUGUUUGAGAGAAGGAAGGUCGUGUUUUGCUUUCUGCUGUGGGGCUUCUGUUCCUUAAGCACAGUGGCAGCUCCGGCACGCCCGGAUACUGGGCAUGUGGUACCAAUUGAAAGCAACACACUGACCAGAGAGUUCAAUAUCCCCGAGCUGGAAGAGUACGACUACACCGAAUCCGACGACUAUGAGGAUGAAGAGGAUGUCCGCGCCGUCCCUGAAGAUGUGUUUGUAAGCAAGAAGCAGUUCGCCGCCCCCAAAACCUCACACUCCAUACGGAAACAAUUCAAGGGCAAAUCCCGGAUCCAGCGCCUGGCCCUGGUCAAUACCGAAUUUGCGUUCAAUUUGUACAGGAGCUUGCUGAGGACGCAGCCAAGUGCCCAGAAUGUGGUCCUCUCCCCAUUCGGGGUCUCUAGCAUGAUGGCGAUGGUGAUGUUGGGGGCUGGCAACAGGAGCCAGGACCAGAUCUCCCGGGCGCUGGGCUUUGACCAGUUCGUCAGCCCCAAACCGGGGCGCGAUGGCGAGGUCCUGCACAAUGUCUUCCACAAGCUCAUCCACAGGCUCUUCAGGCACCACUUCGGAUACACCCUGAAGGAAUUCUCCGGCGUCUACGUCAGGGAUGGCCUGAAGAUCAGGAAAACCUUUGCGGAGGGGUUAAAACAGUUCUACUGGGCACACGCAGACUCUGUGGACUUCUCCGAUCCCCACACCAUCACCAAGUUCAACCAACUCAUAUCAAAGGCCACCAAGGGGAAGCUCCAGAAUACGGUGGAGGACAUUGACCCCCAGACAGCGAUGCUCAUCUUCCAGGCACUCCACUUCAAAGGCUCGUGGGAGCACAAGUUUAUUAAAAGCAAGACGGCCAUGCUCAAUUUCCACACCAGCAGGACAUCGAUGGUGAAGGUGCCGAUGAUGUAUGUGAGAGCCAGCAUGCUUGCCGCCACGGAUCACGCCCAUGAGUGCGACGUUAUCAGUAUCCCAUACAGUGGCAACGCCAGCAUGUUGGUUGUGGUCCCCUACAGAACCACUGGCCUGAGGCACAUCGAGAGGGAACUCAGCUGGGAAAUGGUUGACGGAUGGCUCAAGGACAUGACAAACAGGACAAGAGAGAUCUAUAUUCCAAAGUUCACUCUACAAGGAAACUAUGAUUUAAUUGAAAUGUUUCAAGACCUGGGUGUGAUGGAUGUCUUCCAGAAUCAAGCAGAUUUGUCUGGUGUAUGUGAAGAGGGGAACUUGCACAUUAGCACGCUGAAGCAACGUGUGGCACUGAACGUGGAUGAAGAAGGAAGUGAAGCAGCCUCCGUCUCUCUCUCCGGGUUCAUGCCACUUUCCACGCAGGCCAAAUUCAUGGCUGAUCAUCCCUUCCUCUUCCUCCUCCUGGAGCAUCACACUAGAUCGCUGCUCUUCAUGGGGAGAGUAGUGAACCCUUUAAACCAAUAAAAGGGAGGCAACAGCAGUGAGAUGAUGUAAACUCCAGCAGGAGUAAACUCCACCACAAUACCAUGCCAAACAGAGAGCCAAGAACAUUUCCCCAAAUUAAUCACAUCCCAAAUUAUUUGUUCGAUUUUCAUGGUUCAUUCUUAAUGCCUAUUAUUUGUUUUAAUGUUCAGUCGAUUGCAUGGCUGAAGCCUAUUACUUGUCUAUCCAUUAAGUAAUACCCUGCCACAUUUAAACUGGCUAGUACGAGAACUGCUGCCUCACAAUGCCAGAGACCCCGGUUCGAUCCUGACCUCAGGUGUUUUUUGUGCAGUUUGCACAUUCUCCCUGUGGGGUUCCUACGGGUUCUCCGGUUUCCUCCCACAUCCCAAAGACGUUUCCUCCCACAUCCCAAAGACGUGGGUUAAUUGGGCUCUGUAAAAUUGACCCUUAGAAUGAGUAGGCAAUGGAUGAGAGAGUGGGAUAAUAUAGAACCAGUGGGUGAUCGACAGUCGGCAUGGACUCGGUGGGCCGAAGGGCCUGUUUACAUGCUGCAUCUCUAACCCAAACUAACUGAAGAGGGGACACAACCAUGGAUCCCAGCACUGCUGAGCAGCAAUGAGCAGGUGCUUAAUGAUGCCGUGUGGUGUCUCUGAGUUCUCUGUUUAAAUCAAUCAAUCAAUCAGUUUUAUUUGUCACAUUUUGUGCAAGUGAAAUGAAUUUGUCAGCAGCGGUACAAUAAUAAAGAACACACAAUACACAAUAAAAAUUUAACACAAACAUCCACCACAGCUGCCAUCCACAUCACUGUGGUGGAAAGCACAAAAUUUGGCCAGUCCUCCUCCAUUUCCCCCCGUGGUCGGGACCAGAGUCCAGAGUCAGUCCAGGAUCGGCUCUUCCCCACCGGAGACCGCGGCUUCAGGUUGGUGUAGGCUGCAGGCCGGCGGUCGAAGAUUUAAAGUUCGUGCCGCAGCCAGAAGCACUGCAGACUGCAGGGCCGGCGGUCGAAGCUCCCCUCUAGGGGUGAUGGCAAGUUCACGCCGGGCCCGUGGUAGAAGUUGGCCGCGGGCCGGCAUUCGGAGCUUCUUCUUCCCCCCCGGGUCCCCCACGAGGGAUCCCUGGCUGCAGACGCCGAGCCAGCUGGAACUCUGCAGACCGCGGCUUCAGGCUGCCG
Messenger RNA from Leucoraja erinaceus (little skate), 6072 nucleotides. RefSeq names its product heparin cofactor 2-like. Gene Ontology annotation, molecular function: serine-type endopeptidase inhibitor activity. Gene Ontology annotation, biological process: negative regulation of endopeptidase activity. The record is from RefSeq and is a predicted model, not a curated record. NCBI's taxonomy places the organism in Eukaryota, Metazoa, Chordata, Chondrichthyes, Rajiformes, Rajidae. The transcript is spliced from 4 exons. Bases 3489 to 4922 code for a protein of 477 amino acids.